CCAGAACCCGAACCCCCCCCCCCCCCCCCCCCCCCCCCCCGAUUACCAGUCGUAGAGGCUGAUAGUCCGAUUCAAGUCAUAUCAACAUCAACUAUUCUAAUGCACCGAGGAUUAUUAGCAAAGGCGAUUGCUGAUUGGGGAGAGAUUGCUUUUCGGCAGAGGGAGUGCAGGCUGCUACAGUCGCCGGCAAGGAAGAAUCGCACGCCGCCCUCCAGCUGUGAGAUGUGUGUUCGUACGGAGAAGAUGGAUCAACCGCGGAUCGCCGAGCAGUCCUUCCUGCUCCAGCCGGCGAGGAGAAAACGGAACCCCCGCCGGAGAUUGAGACUUCAGGGAGACUGAAUUUCAGGGGAGGCGGGGGCUUUGGGAAGAUGGAUGGUUUCGAGUUGGGUGGAGGGAUAUGUUUAAGGGUUUUGUUUUAAUUUUAAUUAUAUUGGGAUUAUUAAUAAUUGAAAUUAAAUUAGCAUCAAAUGAGGGGAAAUUUAGUCAUUUCCCAGCCCACUUAACAGUCGUUUAACAGAAAAUUAGACAGAAGAUUAUGUUUGUUAUGUUUUAAUAGUAGAAGGAUACGUUUGUGCAAAAAUUUAGUAGAAGGGUAUGUUUGUUAAUUUGCGAUAGUAGAUGAGUAGAAAAUGCUAUUAACCCUUAUAAUUAUAAUGGAUAAACUAUUAUCUGGCCUGAUUCCCGUUGAAUAUGGAUAGUGAUACCCGACUCCCAGUAGUGUGGAGGGGUAAAAUACUAAAAUACCUUUGAUAUCACUUAAAUUUGAGAAUUGGGGCAGACAUACCACUUAAGUUUGAAUAGAGCAUCGGGUAUCAUUAAAGUCGCCAAAAGAUGCAUCCAUCUAGGUUUCCAUCCAACCCAAAACCUUAAUUACCUUUUGGUACACAAAACUUUUUAAAACAUAAAAAACUACAUUUCAAUUAGUAUUAUCUAAUAUAAAAUUAGAAAACCUUCUAAACAUAGUAUUACUAGAAUGACUAAUGAAUUUUUUCAAUAAAAUAGAUAAAUUAGUAAAAAUAAUAAAUGAAUAUGAAGAAGAAAUAACAAAUAUACUAGAAUAUAAUAAUAAAUAUAUAAAAUUAAUAUUAGAAGAUCUAUUUAAACUCUUAAUACAAUUAGAAAACUCACUAAAAAUAGUUAAAAUAGAAUCUAAUCGACCAUCAUACAUCAAGACAAAAGAAGAUCUAUGUAAACUAUAAAAGCUACAACAUGAAGUAAUAAAUCUAAAAAAGAAAAUAUGAUUAUAGAAAGAGAAUUACUAUUAGUAAAUUUAACUAAUAUGAAAUAUCUACAUAAUAUUAGAUAAUUACAAUGAGAUUUAAUAUAGAAAAUUAGACAAGAUCAACCUGAUGUAAGAGAACUAAAUAUAAAAUCCUCUGAUUAUUAUGUCGAGACAGAAUUAAUAGGAUAUAUUUUCUUAAGGGAAUAUAUCCUAUUAAUUGAACACAUAAUGAAAAUAGAAAAUACUUAUAAUGAUAAUUGAUUCUAAAUUUCUUAUUCAAAAAUUGGUUUGGUGUAAAACAGAGUAUUCAAAAGAUUAUUCCAACUAUAAAAUAAUGAGGUUUUUCAUAAGUUCAAAAGAUUUUUUACAAUAACAAAGAGUAGAAGGACCAAUUCUGAAAUUUAGAAAACGGAAUAUUCCAAUAAUAUUUUUUCAACUUUAAUGGAAUGCACUUGAGAGUAAACUUAAGUGGUAUCGGGUGCACAUAUAACAGAGUUUAGUGGCACACGAUGUUCUAUUCUUACUUAAGUGGUAUAGCUCUCCCAAUUUUCAUACUUUAGUGGUACACAGAGUAUUUUACCCUAGUGUGGAGCAGAGCAUAGGUAUUGUUUUCGUCUUGUUCUGUUUCGUUUCAUCUCAUCUCUUUUUAGAGGUGUUCUAUUUUAAUUUGUCUCAAUAUUUAUUUUUAUUCUUCCUAUUUUAACUUCUAUCAACUCAUAUGUUCGCUCAAUGAUAGUUUAAAUAAGGGCAAGAUUUCAUCUUUCAACUAAUUAGAUUCAAUUAGUCUACCUAUUAUCUCUAAGUUUCAUUCACGAACUAUUUUUUUGUUUGUUUUAUCGUUAAAAAUAAAUAUAUUCUUGAAUGAGUUGAUCUGUCCAAUCCAUACCCCAUGCUAGUAUUAUCGGACUUGAUUUACGCUUGAUGAGGAUAUGAGAAUUGAGAUACAUGUUCGGUUGGCAUCACUACUUGAGCCCAUGGUGAGAAGGGAUGAGAUCAGGUGACUAAAGGGAGUUCCCUUAAGUCACUGUGCCUAGCCAAUAAGAAUUUCAUUUACAU
Linum trigynum is the source of this 2278-nucleotide messenger RNA. NCBI's taxonomy places the organism in Eukaryota, Viridiplantae, Streptophyta, Magnoliopsida, Malpighiales, Linaceae. The record is from the annotation of a GenBank genome assembly.